Messenger RNA from Engraulis encrasicolus (European anchovy), 1918 nucleotides. It is a transcript of the gene ctsk, whose product is annotated as cathepsin K. The record is from RefSeq and is a predicted model, not a curated record. Gene Ontology annotation, cellular component: lysosome. Gene Ontology annotation, molecular function: cysteine-type endopeptidase activity. NCBI's taxonomy places the organism in Eukaryota, Metazoa, Chordata, Actinopteri, Clupeiformes, Engraulidae. The coding region runs from base 131 to 1135 and encodes 334 amino acids. The transcript is spliced from 8 exons.
AGAUGAAAUUCCGCUUUGCCCGAAGUUCCCCUCGGACGAACUUCCUCUAAACUUCGGGAUAUAACACGUCUACCCACUGACCCAGUUACAGACGAAGUGUUAGCUGUGGAACAUCGGCAUCACAACGAAAAUGGAAUUCAGAAUAAUUCUUUGUGUCUGCAUGACUUUGGUGGGCGCUGCCUUGGCUCAUCUAAACCACUUGUCACUUGACCGCGAAUGGGAUAGCUGGAAACUCGAGCACAGGAAGGAAUACAAUGGUUUGGGUGAGGAGUCCAUCCGCAGGAGCAUCUGGGAGAAGAACAUGCUGAUGAUUGAGGCCCACAACCAGGAGUACGAGCUGGGGAUCCACACCUACGAACUGGGCAUGAACCACCUGGGAGACAUGACCCUGGAGGAGGUCAGAGAGAAACUGAUGGGACUGCAGACGCCUAUGUACAGGGACCCAAACAACACCUUCACCCCUGACGUCAGGGACUACCAGAGGCUUCCCAAGUCUGUAGACUACCGCAAGCAGGGCUACGUCUCUUCUGUCAAGAAUCAGGGUGGCUGUGGCUCCUGCUGGGCCUUCAGCACUGUAGGAUCUCUGGAGGGUCAGAUGAUGAAGACCACGGGCCAGCUGGUGGACCUGAGCCCCCAGAACCUGGUGGACUGCGUCAAGGAGAACGACGGCUGCGGCGGAGGCUACAUGACCAACGCCUUCAAAUACGUCAUCAGCAAUGGCGGCAUCGACUCGGAGCAGGCCUACCCUUACGCGGGAGUGGACCAGGAAUGUGCGUACACUGAGUCGGGCCGGGCAGCCACCAUCAAGGGCUACAAAGAGGUCAAGGAAGGAGACGAGCGCGCCCUGACUGUUGCCGUGGCCAAAGUGGGGCCUGUGGCCAUUGGCAUCGACGCCUCUCUGGGCACCUUUCUCUACUACAAGAAAGGUGUGUACUUUGACCGCGACUGCGACAAAGAAAAUAUCAACCAUGCUGUUCUGGCUGUUGGUUACGGAGUCACCGCCAAGGGCAAGAAGUACUGGAUUGUGAAGAACAGCUGGGGUGAGGAAUGGGGAAACCAGGGCUACAUUCUCAUGGCACGCAACCGCAACAAUGCCUGCGGCAUCGCUAACCUGGCCAGCUACCCCAUCAUGUGAUCACCCCAGAGUUAUAGAGGAGGAGGAGGAAGAGGAAGAGGUGGAAGAUAUGGGGGAGGAGGAGGCAUAGGAUGUUGAAACACUUGAGGGGACUACGUCUAUUUAGACACCAAACUAUGUGUGUGUGUGUGUGUGUGUGUGUGUGUGUGUGUGUGUGUGUGUGUGUGUGUGUGUGUGUGUGUGUGUGUGUGUGUGUGUGUGUGUGUGUGUGUGUGCAUGCGUGCGUGCGUGUGUGCGUGUGCGUACGAGCCCUGUAUUUCCAGUGGGGUAUUCCAGAACUUACCUGGCUACUUACUGUACCUAUAUACCUAUUCAUCACUUACUUUGCUAUGUUACCUGAGAGUAAGUGGUAAGUAAAUCUACCUGUAGGAGAGCCGUUUGAAAAAAAAAGCCCCAUUGGGAAACUCCAACUCCCAUUGUCAUUGUGACACAGCACUCCACAGCACACAAGUGAGCACUGCACACUGCACACAACGAAAUUGCAUUUAUGCCUCACCCGUGCCACCCCCAUGCGUUCCCUGAUCACUUGCCUGAGUUUAAGUGUGAAGUAUGUGAUAAUGUGUGGUGUGCAGUUUCUGUCUGGUUGUGUGUGUGUGUGUACAUACUGUCCAAUUCAAGGUUGUUGUUAUUGUGCAAUGCAUAGAUACUCAUGUCUUCAGGAAAUUAAAAAGCAAUUCUCUUUGUACCUGUGCACAAAAUAUGCCUCCUGGUGAGGCUUAUUUGUUAACAAACAGAAGAAGUUUUUAUUUUUAAUCUGUGAAAAUAAAAUUUGAGUAAUAAACA